AUGGAUAAAAACGAGCUGGUACAGAAGGCCAAACUGGCCGAGCAGGCUGAGCGAUAUGACGACAUGGCAGCCUGCAUGAAGUCUGUAACUGAGCAAGGAGCUGAAUUAUCCAAUGAGGAGAGGAGUCUUCUCUCAGCUGCUUAUAAAAAUGUUGUAGGAGCCCGUAGGUCAUCUUGGAGGGUCGUCUCCAGUAUUGAGCAAAAGACGGAAGGUGCUGAGAAAAAACAGCAGAUGUCUCGAGAAUACAGAGAGAAAAUAGAUACUGAGCUAAGAGACAUCUGCAAUGAUGUACCGUCUCUUUUGGAAAAGUUCUUGAUCCCCAACGCUUCGCAAGCAGAGGGCAAAGACUUCUAUUUGAAAAUGAAAGGAGACUGCUACCGCUGCUUGGCUGAAGUUGUGGCUGGUGAUGACAAGAAAGGGAUUGUGGAUCAGUCACAGCAAGCAUACCAAGCAGCUUUUGAAAUCAGCAAAAAGGAAAUGCAACCAACACAUCCUAUCAGACUGGGUCUGGCCCUUAACUUCUCUGUGUUCUAUUAUGAGAUUCUGAACUCCCCUGAGAAAGCCUGCUCUCUUGCAAAGACAGCAUUUGAUGAAGCCAUUGCUGAACUUGAUACAUUAAGUGAAGAGUCAUACAAAGACAGCAUGCUAAUAAUGCAGUUGCUGAGAGAUAACUUGACAUUGUGGACAUCAGAUACCCAAGGAGAUGAAGCUGAAGCAGGAGAAGGAGGGGAAAAUUAACCUGCCUUCCACCUUUUGUCUGCCUCAUUCUAAAAUUUACAGAGUAGACCAUUUGUCAUCCAUGC
Molecule: messenger RNA, 803 nt
Organism: Budorcas taxicolor (takin)
Lineage: Eukaryota; Metazoa; Chordata; Mammalia; Artiodactyla; Bovidae
Product: 14-3-3 protein zeta/delta-like
Exons: 1
Coding region: 1-738 (245 amino acids)
Biological process (GO): signal transduction
Cellular component (GO): cytoplasm
Source: RefSeq, a predicted model, not a curated record